AUGCCGGAGAUCGGGAACGCCGAGCUCAGCUACAGCGGAACUUCCUGGGAAAGGAUCUGCCCAGUCCAUCACUGCCCCGUUCCCGCCUCCCCCAGGCUGGGGGGGGACCCCCUGCCUUCCUCCAGCCACACGCUGGGACCCGUUUCCAGCCAGUCCAACGGGCAGGUGCCGUCCAGCUCCCAGGACCCACAGCAGCCGCACGUGUAUUUCCCCUGCAGCCAGCAGGAGCCUGAGGGCAGCUGCGGGCUGCCCCCGCUCCCAGGGCACGGCGAGAGGCCCGUGCUCUGUUCCCACCACUCCAGUGGCGAUCCCACACCGGCUUCCCACCACAACAUCUCGGAAACCCCCUGGAAACAGUGGUCCCCUGGCCAGCGAGCCUCCCGGCCGGUGCAGCAUCACAUCGUAACGGUGAGACAUGACAAAGCUUUCAGGAUGCCAAAAAGUUACUCCCAGAUGAUCGCCGAGUGGCCCGUCGCCGUCCUGGCGCUCUGCUCGGUCACGGCUCUGCUGUGCACCUUAGCUGGCCUGCUCGUUGGGGAGCUGCCAGAUUUCUCAGAACCCCUCAUGGGUUUUGAGCCACGAGACACUGACAUCGGCAGAAAACUGACAGUGUGGAAGAACGUAGAGAGCCACACGGGCUACAAGAAGACCUUUUCCCUUUCUCCCUACACUGAGAAGAACAGCUAUGACGACCUGGCCUUUAGCAGGGGACAGAAGGCUAUUCCAGGUGAACAGGAAGCAAGGACACGGAGAAUGGUGGAACCAAUCUACGGAGCAGAUGGCUUCUUUUGCGGGCCCCCGGAAAAGAGCUAUUCCCAGCUGGUAUUUAUGUCCACAACUGCUGGGAGCUUAUGGAACUUGCAAGCUAUUCAGUCCAUGUGUCAAAUUGAACAAGACAAGAUACGCUCACACGUUCAUUUUAGAGACCUGUGUCAACGCACCGAGGCCAAUGAAUGCUGCCCAAGCUGGUCCCUGGGGAACUAUAUUGCUGUCCUGUACAACAGGUCUUCUUGUUUGGAAAUAACCCAAGGAGACAUUGCCCAUACCCUGGCCCUCCUUCGUUCCUGCGCUCCAGACUACCACAAAGGCGUCCUUACUCCGUCCUGCCUAGGUCCCGAGCCUGUGAGACAGAAACACUCGCAGUGCGCUAAAGUCCCAGAAAAAUGUACCCGAUUCAAUGCUAUUUACCAGCUUCUUCACUUCCUGGUCGACAGAGACUUUCUUAGUCCCCAGACAAUAGAGUACCAAGUGCCAUCUCUCAAGUACAGCCUGCUGUUUUUGCCUACGAGAAAAGGUGCGUCUAUGAUGGGGAUCUACCUAGACAAUCUUGAAUCCUGGGAUCUGUUCGACAAUUAUACAUCUAUCACCGGAAUGGACCUGGGCCUUAAACAGAAACUAUUCCAGCACUAUCUUUUACUGGAUACAAAAUACCCAGUCUUGGCCGUAUUCGCCAUUUUUCUAAGCAUUUCUUUUUACUUGCGCUCAGUCUUUAUCACCCUUAUGGUCCUGCUCGCUGUUGUCAGUUCUUUGAUGAUCUCCUAUUUCUUGUACAAGGUGGCCUUCAGAUUCACCUACUUCCCCUUCGUAAACCUGACAGCAGUUGUGAUCCUCAGCAGCAUCUGUGCCAAUCACACUUUUGUCUUUUUUGACCUCUGGAACCUCAGCAAGAGUCAGAGCCCUUCUGCUGGCCUUCCUCAGUGGGUGAGUCAAACCAUGCACCAUUUUGCAUAUCUAAUGCUGGCAUCCAGCUUCACAACCAGCGCUGCUUUCUAUUCCAGCUACAUCAGCAACAUCACAGCCAUCCGCUGCUUCGCCAUCUACAUGGGCACCUCUGUACUGGUGAACCUGGUGUUCAUGAUGACUUGGCUUCCUUCUUCCGCUGUCCUGUACGAGCGCUACAUCGCGACAAACUGCAUUUACAAGCCCGAAGACUACUGGAACAAGGCUGGUCAUAAGAGAGCUCUUCUCUCCCUCCGUUACAUUCUCAGGGGUCUCCAGAACACGUUGUGUGAAACCUCCAAGCUGUUAUUUGAGAAGCUCCUGCCUUGCGGGGUCAUCAAGUUUCGCUACAUCUGGAUCUGCUGGUUUGCAGCCUUAGCAAUAGGAGGUGCCUACAUUUCCUGCUCCAACCCUAAGCUCAAACUCCCUAUGCUGGAGACAUCGUCUGUUCAGGUGUUCAGACUGAGCCAUCCUUUCGAGAGGUACGAUUCCGAGUACUGUCACCAGUUCAUGUUUGAGAGGCUAGAGCGCGGAGAAGGACAGCGGAUGCCUGUCACAAUAGUAUGGGGCAUUCUGCCUGUGGACAACGGAGAUCAUUUCAAUCCAAAAAGCAACGGCACCCUCGUGACAGAUAUCGCCUUUAGCAUCCAAAAUCCCGAUGCCCAGAAGUGGCUCCUCGAAUUCUGCCAGAAAGUGAAGAAUAAAACUUUCUAUUACCCCAGCGCAGAGCAGAAAUCUACUGUAUGCUUCAUGGAGGAGUUUCUCAGGUGGAUGGACAGUCGCCAGUGCUCCCAGCGAGACCACAACUUCAACCUCGAACAAGGCAGGGAAGGAGCUGAAACAUAUGAUCUGGGUCUCAGGUUUGACGGAGAGGGGAAUCUUGCUGCCUUAGUGCUGCAGUUUCAAACUAUUUACCACUAUACCUUCAAUUACAGCCAAGCCAAACUCUUCUAUGAGGAAAUCAACCUCUGGGUGACAGAGGAGAUGAAAACUGCCCCCAUGGGGCUUCAGAACGGGUGGUUUACCAGUAAGCUAGAGCUAUAUAAUCUUCAGCAUAGUCUUAGCACAGAAACCACAGUGGUCAUGGGGCUCUCCAUAGCCAUUUCCUUUGUAGUGCUGCUGCUCACCACCUGGAACGUUCUCCUUAGCGUUUUCUCUGUCACUGCUAUCGCAGGCACCGUCCUGGUGACUGUGGGCCUCUUGGUCCUCUUGGAAUGGCAGCUCAAUGCAGCAGAAUCUCUCUUUAUUUCAGCCGCAGUAGGUCUCUCCGUCGACUUUACCGUGAACUACUGCAUCUCCUACCACUUGUGCCCCCAUUCUGACCGCCUGAGCCGAGUGGCCUUUUCGCUGAAGCAGAUGAGCUGUGCCACAGCCAUGGCAGCUUCUGCUCUUUUCUCCGCAGGGGUCAUCAUGUUGCCAGCCACUGUCCUGGCAUACAGGAAGCUGGGGAUAUUCAUAAUGAUGAUCAAGUGUAUUAGCUGCGGGUUUGCCAGCUUCUUCUUCCAGUCACUGUGCUGCUUCUUUGGCCCGGAGAAGAACUGCGGGCAGAUCCUUUGGCCCUGUACCCACACCGUGAAAGACUAUUCUGAUGACUCUGGGCCAAACGGGAGUUUUGCCUGUGGGGGAAGUGAGAAGCAAAACAGGCUGCGUAAGGUCCAGGAAUCCAACACUGCGAACGAGCAAUACGAGCUCCAACCCUUGUCCAGAAAGCUCAGCGACAGUUUUGACAACAGCACUUCCACAAGCAAGCUGUCCAACCGGCCAUCGGUGCUGUCUGAAGACACCCAACUUGAAGACAACAGAUGCCCCAGAAUAGGAAUGCACCCUUCUCUUGAAAGACAAAACAUGCAGGAGACUCUUGGGGACCAGCAGGUUGGCCUGUGUCAGUGUCCUGCCUUGCAAACAUCUUCUCCAUACAAGCAUGGCAGCUCGGGAGCAGAAAUUCACAGGGAGACGCUGUGCAGGGAUUGUGAGUGCCGAAAGUAUGGUCCAAAAGCUUGGGAUGGGUCCAUGCUGGACCAUAUCCCACCGGCUGGCGUGAAAGAUGACAGGCAGCUCAAUAAAUCACAAUGCUCUAGUGACACUGCCCAGCAGCAGUCGGAUUAUACCUCAGACCACAGCCAUCUCCCUGCUGCUGACAUCUACAAAAUUCACCGAUGCCUUUGUUCUCUUGGCAGCUCUUUUGACAUGCUCAACAUCUCCAGUGAGACGUCAAUUAGUGAUUUUGAGCAAGGCCUAAAACUCGCUGAAUCGGCCAGUUCUUGUCCAGACGCCUUAGAGCUGUCAGAUUCAUACAGCCAAGCAGAAAGAGGUUACUUGAACGGUAAGAGAGAUACCCUGCGGCUGGAGCUGAGGGAGACUGUGUUUGAUGUCUCUCCAGUAGCGUCACAGCAAAAUAGCUCUUCGUGGAAAAAUCGGCUUGGAUUAGGGAGUGAAGAUCCCGUCGUGUUACCAAACAGCCAACCAGAUAUGCCUGAUGUUUGGAUCAAACGAUCUAGCGCACAAAAUUCCGGCUACAGCAGCUGAAAUUCUGCAGGAAACAG
Molecule: messenger RNA, 4262 nt
Organism: Tinamus guttatus (white-throated tinamou)
Lineage: Eukaryota; Metazoa; Chordata; Aves; Tinamiformes; Tinamidae
Source: RefSeq, a predicted model, not a curated record